Molecule: messenger RNA, 1131 nt
Organism: Pisolithus orientalis
Lineage: Eukaryota; Fungi; Basidiomycota; Agaricomycetes; Boletales; Pisolithaceae
Exons: 6
Coding region: 1-1131 (376 amino acids)
Source: RefSeq, a predicted model, not a curated record
AUGGGCUUGGUGCCCUUGACAGCCCCUGAAGGCUUGGGGCCUUCAAGGGUGGUCUUGGUGUCGAUCCAACAAUCAAUUGCAUGGACAACAAUGACCCUCGUUGCUCAGUACCAGAGAUUCAUUUCAGCAACAACUUCACCCAAAGUCCUGAGGAAACCCACUUUCUGGGUUGCGCAGAUGGAAUACCACCGUUCUGGAUUUCGAUUGGAAUUCCACCCAUAUGUUUCCAUUUUAAUAGAGCCUUCAAGGGACUCCAUUGCCAACUUGAACACUUGCAUUCUUUGCAACCAAAGGAUUCUGUCCUCACAAAAUGCCCCAGUUUCCAAACAAGUAAAAAAAGGUGGUGCUGUUGUCUCUAACAAUGGAGUGCAACACUCAGAGGAUAUGAUUGGCAAACUGAAACCACAGCACACAGUCCAGCCUCCCAAAGGCUGGGAAGAGCACAUGUUUGGCCUGAGAGAUAGAAGAUGCUCCUUGACACCUCAUCCUUCCAUUGUGAACACCCCAAUGCUCCCUUCCCCUUCCCUGCACCUGGACAACCAAAUCCAUGAUGAGGACUCUGCAAUGGAGGAGAUGGAGGAGAAUCCUGACAACAAUGAAAACAAGGAUGACCAGCCUUCCAGUAAUGAGAACAAGGAUGAUCAGCCAUCCAGUAGCGAGAAAGCAGAUGACCAGCUGCCUGGUAGUGAUGAUGACGACAAGGGUUCUGAUUACAAUGAGAAUGAGAAUGACAACAAGAUGGAGAGCUCAAGUGACUCCCAUGGGUUUGGUGCCUCUCUGGUCAUGCAAUGGUGGGCUUGGUGCCCACUUGUGUUUCAAAGCUUGACUAUUCCUUGUGCCCAGUCCCCACUUCCCCUGUCCUUGCCACCCAUGUACAAGUCUGAUGACUCUGCCCAUCCUGUAGGGGAUGUUGUCCAUCCUUGCCAAGAAGGUGGCCUGAUCUAUACUAGACUUCAGAAGAAGGGAAAAGGUAGGGCUAUAGAUGCCAAGGACAUUGAUGCUGCAAACCACAGUGACCAUGACACCCAACUCCUGAACCUCAAGAAGCCAGGGAAUCUGUCCACAGCAGUGUCAGACAAAAUAUGUGCUUUUGCGAAGGACAUCAAGAUGAUGGCAGAAGAACUUGGCUGA